This is a messenger RNA of Ziziphus jujuba (common jujube), 1298 nucleotides long. Its product is annotated as protein DMR6-LIKE OXYGENASE 1. The record is from RefSeq and is a predicted model, not a curated record. The transcript has 2 exons. Gene Ontology annotation, molecular function: dioxygenase activity. Bases 29 to 1084 code for a protein of 351 amino acids. NCBI's taxonomy places the organism in Eukaryota, Viridiplantae, Streptophyta, Magnoliopsida, Rosales, Rhamnaceae.
UAGACCCUGUUAUUAUUGAUCUUUGAAAAUGGGAGGAAUCGACCCAUUAUACAUCCUACCAGAAGAAUACAGGCCUAAACUUAUAAUCACUGAUGGAGAAGAUAUCCCACUGAUCGAUCUCCUUCCCAUAACCAACCGAGAUUCUUCAGACCCCAAGGCAUUGCAAGAACUUGCUGACAAGGUAGGCGAUGCCUGCAAGACUUGGGGAUUUUUCACAGUGAUCAAUCAUGGCGUGCCAUCGGGAAUCAGGAAGAAAAUCAUGGAGGUUUCCAGGAAGUUCUAUGCAUUACCACUUGAAGAGAAACUAAAAGUCAGAAGAGGGGAUCACAACACAGCUGGAUAUCAUAAUGAUGAGCAUAGCAAAGAUAUCAAGGACUGGAAAGAGACUUUUGAUUUCUAUGUCAAUGAUGGAAUGCUAAUGCCUGCUUCCCAUGAACCUGAUGAUCCUGAGGUUGUCCCUUGGUUCACUCCAUGGCCUCACAACUUCCCUGAGUUCAGGGAAACAUGCCAAGAAUAUGGUCGAGAAUGCGAGAAACUAUUUUUCAAUUUGAUGGAAUUGGUGAGCAUGAGCUUAGGUUUGCCCCCAAAGCGCUUGCAGGGAUACUUUGAGAACCAAGCAAGCUUUGCGCGGCUCAAUCACUACCCCCCAUGUCCAAACCCUGAACUUGUACUUGGUACUGGGGGACACAGAGAUCCCAGCGCUCUAACCGUCCUAGCACAGGAAGAUAUUGAAGGGCUUGAUGUCCAAAGAAAAUCCGAUAAAGCAUGGGUACGGGUUAAACCCAUACCGGAUUCCUUCGUCAUCAACGUAGGUGAUAUUCUGCAGGUAUGGAGCAAUGACCUCUAUGAAAGUGUGGAGCAUCGGGCUGUGGUGAAUUCAGAGAAAGAUAGAUACUCUAUCCCUAUAUUUUUCCAUCCUUCCCAUGACGUCGUUAUGAAGCCAGUGGAUGAGUUGGUAAAUGAACAAAACCCAGCAAAGUAUCCUGAAUACAAGGCUGGAAAGUGGUUGAACUUGAGGAUGUAUAAUAAUUAUAAGAAACAUGGUUUCUACAUGAAGAUGACCGAUUUCAAGAUUGAGGCUUAGCCCACGGUCCUCUGCUAAAGAUUCAUCUUCCAGAUGGGGUCUUUCUCUAUCUUUACUAUCUAUCUACCUGUCUAUCUGUCUAUCUAUAUGUAUGAAUGCAUGUUUAUGUAUUUGCCUACUUCUCUGUCUGUGGUUAAGAACGCUGAUGAAGCUGGUCUGUAAAAUAAAAAGGUAUAAUUGCCUUUCUAUGCAUCAAUCAAAAGUUUGUGGAUUC